Molecule: messenger RNA, 2002 nt
Organism: Tigriopus californicus
Lineage: Eukaryota; Metazoa; Arthropoda; Copepoda; Harpacticoida; Harpacticidae
Exons: 7
Coding region: 98-1828 (576 amino acids)
Molecular function (GO): 8-oxo-dGDP phosphatase activity
Source: RefSeq, a predicted model, not a curated record
CCAGCUCUAGGUCUAACCGAGCCGUGCCUGGUCCCAUGGCCUCAACCUCGCAUUGGACCUGAUCUCGGGGUGCGCUAUCCGCAUCUCGGCUCAUCUCAUGCUCAGAUGGGCGAUCGGCCUUCGGUGUCCGGGUGGGACCACCCCCAACCGAAAUUGGUCGGGAUUGACCUUGGCCGCGGCCACCUCCGUCGCUCCUAGCCCCUGGUCAAGGUUGUGGCCUAGUGAGCUUUCUCCUGGUUGCUCCUGCUCGGCGAGCCCGUCCCAAUCAGGCCUGGCCUACCAGCGCCACCCCCUUCUCACCGUGCUUGGUCCUGCUCCGUCUCCUCCCUACCCUCCCUACCCUCCCUACCCUCCUGCCGGUUGGACUGCCUUUCUCGCGCGUCAGCAAUUUCCAAGGUGGUCAUCAUCGCUCAAAAAGGAGCAGAAUCCUCAUCACCGUCUUCAUCAUGUGGAAGUAAGCGUCUGGCCCCAACCAGAGGUAGCUCCUUCACCACCACCACCGCCACCGCCCACAUCUACCAGGGGUGACGUCAGGCCAGGACAGGACUUUCAAGCCAAUAGGCCCUCUACCAUAAGAGCAAUCACUGACAACCAGAAGGUCCAGCAGGUCCAGAGGAUCGACAAGGUCUUCAAGGUCCAGAGGGUGUCUGAGGCACAGGCAGUUGUGAAGCGGCAGAACCGCGAUCCUAGCGAUCUGACUUGGCGUGUCCGGCUCACCACGUCAUGGCGCUUGGACCAUUGUGAUCGCCUCAACCUUAAGCGCAUCACCCCGUUUUAUUGGAUCAGCCGAGGUCGAUUUGACUACGGAUGUGAUUGCCCCUUGGUCCCGCCAACGCAGUUUAGGGUUAGAGGCAUGAGUACGCAGAGUAAUCGCACAUUGGGCAACGGGGUCCACGGGUCGCCCCCGCCAACCCACCUGGCCGACGAUCGCUUGGGCUUGUUGGCUUUAUCCAAAACCUUUAACCGAUUCUACUACGGAGGUUUCCAGACGAAGGAAUGCCGUCCACUGCUUUGCCAGAACACCCAGAUCGGUUUGAUCCGGAAGGAUGUCUACGAAGAGCUCCGGCGAUUCGAGGACGUGUUUGACUUCUCUCGGGAUGAUCGGGUCUCCAUUCGCGAUGAUUUGGACUCGUUCGAGAGCCGCACUCAGGCUGUGGAUGGGGUAUUACGUAAAAUCCGAGACGACUGCGAUUUUGCCGCCCUUCGUGGGUGGAGAGACGAGACUUACGAUAUCAGACCGAACUUCUCGCAAGAGCCUCUUCUCAAAAUGGAAAGAGCUGCCACAUGCAUGUUAGGCCUUCGUCAGUAUGGCAUCGAUAUCAAUGGUUAUGUGAAUCAUUCCGUCGAGGGCCUUUGCUUGUGGCUUCAGAAACGAUCCUCCCGAAAACCCACUUGGCCAGGGAUGUGGGAUAACUUUGUCAGUGGAGGUUUAUCGACCGGAUUUGGGAUUGCCGAGACUGCCGUCAAAGAAGCUCAAGAGGAGGCUAAUGUCUCGCCUGUUCUGGCCAAAACUAUGAAACCCGGUGGGGUUGUCACGUUCUUCUUUGAAUCCGAGCGGGGAAUAUUUCCUCAAACGGAGUUUGUUUUCGACUUGGAGCUUCCCGAGGAUUUUUCCCCAGAGAAUAACGACGGAGAGGUCGAAGGGUUUGAACUUGUGCCUGUUCAUCGAAUAUUUGAAAGACUUCUCUCGCCGGAGAUGAAAACCACGAGUUGUCCAGUUACCAUUGACUUUCUAGUCCGCAGAGGUAUCAUCAACUCCGAGAAUGAGCCCAAUCUGCCGCAAUUAGUGGAGAAUCUACAUAUUCCCAUUCAUUCCUGUUACCAAUGAGGUUAAGAUCCCUCCGAUCGAUCGUUUCUUCCGCUAAGGGUUAUGUUUCGACGCUCCUAUCAACUCGAUUACGGACGAACUAUUCUAUUUUGAAAUUUCGAGUCGGUUUCACAUCAUGAACACGCCGAGAAUGGCGUGGGAUUAAAUACAUGGAACAAUUUGUGCCAAGAAAAA